Messenger RNA from Gallus gallus (chicken), 2024 nucleotides. It is a transcript of the gene EME1, whose product is annotated as essential meiotic structure-specific endonuclease 1. Bases 20 to 1726 code for a protein of 568 amino acids. The record is from RefSeq and is a predicted model, not a curated record. Gene Ontology annotation, cellular component: Holliday junction resolvase complex; nucleus. Lineage: Eukaryota; Metazoa; Chordata; Aves; Galliformes; Phasianidae. The transcript has 8 exons. Gene Ontology annotation, biological process: mitotic intra-S DNA damage checkpoint signaling; double-strand break repair; replication fork processing. Gene Ontology annotation, molecular function: DNA binding; nuclease activity.
GCCUCUUGAGGGAGAGGAAAUGGCGGGGGCUGAGGAGAGUGAUGAGGAGUUGCCGGCUUUUGCCACUCUGCUGCAGCCGCUGCCGGCAGCUGGCGGAACAGCCCCCCCGCGGGUCUCGUCUCCCCCUCUGAGACGAGGAAGCGGUGUUGUGGUGCUGAGCAGCGAUAGUGAGGAUGAGGUAGAGAUCGUUCCCCUGUCUGAGAGGGUCAGGAGGAGGCUGCCGCCCGGCGGGCCGCCGGCGAGGGCUUCGGGUCCGGGGCCUCCCCUGGCGGGUGGCGGGGAUGCGGCUGAGAGAGAUGGCCUUUGUCACAGCAACGAGUGGCUGGCGGCUGGCUGCAGGGAACGGGCUCUUCCGAAAGCCGCGGUGUUACCCGAGGGAGGACCUUCCAUUAGCUCGGGUAAUGCGUCUGGUUCUGGCGGGCCCUCGAUCCCGCCAGCCGCCCCUCUGAGUGAGCGUACAGCCCGGCCUGAGGGGCCUCUGGAAAGUGGACAAAAUGCAGAAGAUUCUCCCCCUCCAAAGAAGUCAAAGUACAGCCAGGAGGAAAGGGAGGCGAUUUGCCAGGCAGCCUGGCAGAGGAGAAAGGACCGGGAAGCGCGGAAAAGGCAGCAGGGGGAGGAAAAAGAAAGAAAGAAAAACCUCGCCAAAGUGCUGAAAGCUCAGCGGCCGGGGGAGUGCCAGAAAUACAUCACUGUGGUGCUGGAUCCAGUUCUCUUACAGGUAGAAGGUGGUGCGCAGAUCCACGCUGCUUUGCAGUCUGCAAAUUAUUCCUGUGUGGUUGAGAGUCAGGCUGUUCCCUGCAGCAUUACCUGGAGGAGGAAGUCAGUUUUGUCUCAGGUGCGGGGACAAAAUCUUGAUUGUCUUGCCCUUUUCUUCCCACGUUGUUUGCACUUGAUAGCUGAGGAUGGUAACGAAUGGACAGAAGAGCCAAAUCUCCUGGUUCUGCUUGGCUUGGAAGAGUUCUUGUCCAUGGUUCGUAGCUACAAGCAAAAGGCCCAAGGCUGUGCAGAACAGAAGGAGACCUUGCAGAGCUUUGUAGCUUGUGUGAUGGAGAAAAUGCCUGGGAAAAUUCUGGCUCUAACGGUUGUUGAAGUAGAAAAAUAUUUCAGAUGUCUCAGAGCUCAGUCAAAAAAGAGACUGCAACAUGCAACAGUGAAUAGAAGCCAGGCAGAAGAUAGGGGAGAUCAGAGGAAGAAACAAGUCAUGGAUCCUGGCCGGGAGAUAACCAGACUAGAUGUGGAAGAUGCCUUGGUGGAUUUGCAACUCUGCACACGUGUCCAAGUCACUUUUUUUGAGAGCUGGGAGGAACUUGGAGAGUUUGCCACUAUGUUUACAAAAGCUGUAGCUGAAGCACCAUUCAAACGAGAGCAGCAGAAUACAGGAUUCUCUUUCUACUUAGAGAACAAGUGGUGCAGAGGUGUGAAAGUGGAUCAUUCUGGAAAGGGUCUCUUUGAAGUUUGGAAGAGGCAGAUACAACAAUUUAACCGGGUCAGUGGGGAGAUGGCUGAGGCUGUUGUAUCUGCAUACCCUUCUCCUCAGCUUCUACUCCAGGCCUACAGUAGAUGCUCCUCAGAGCAGGAGCGGGAAAACAUGCUGGCUAACAUCCCUGUGCGCCGCGGUACCGGUGUGACAGCCACCUACCGCCGGGUUGGACCGGAUCUUUCCAGACGAAUCUAUCUGCAGAUGACUUCCCACGAUCCUGAUCUGUAUUUGGAUGUCACUGGAUAGCCCAAAUGAAUGAGGAUCUUAUGGUUUCUCCGGCUGUAUUCAUCUUUCUUCUGGGAAAAAGCGCUUGGAUGACAAAUGGACUCCUCAGUCGCAGCUUAAAGACUUGAAGCACUUACAGUCUUUAUCGUGGUAGAAGGAAAUUGGAUCAAAUUGCUGAAUGGCUGGCGUUUACACGAGAAAGAUGUUGAAUGUCUUCCAUAACAGCGUGAACUGGACAUGCCUUACAGUACUGGCGGUGCUUUUCUUAUUUGUCAAGAGUUCUUCCAAGGGAAUAAAUCAUUUUCUAUAGUAACAUUAA